Dimorphilus gyrociliatus is the source of this 543-nucleotide messenger RNA. The record is from the annotation of a GenBank genome assembly. Lineage: Eukaryota; Metazoa; Annelida; Polychaeta; Dinophilidae.
AUAUGGGAUAAUUUCAAUUUUUUUGUAGUAUAGAGCUGACAAUUUUUUGUUGAUCAGUGUUAUUUGGUCAUUUGAUUGGAAAUUGGGCUUGUGAACCAUUGCCAGUUGCUUUUGAUCCCCGAUUUCUGACUACUUACGCUCUUUUUUAAAUACACUGCUUUCUUAUUUUUUUUGCACUAAUUAUGUACUGCAUUUUAUUGAAGAGUAAAGUCAGACUUAUAUUUUUAUGCCUUUUUAGCUACUACUUGUGUAUGAUUGUUUUUCUUAAGUUCGUAAUUGCAUAAUGUUUUUUUUUCGACCUUGAACUUGAAGGAGAACAAAAUGGCAGACUCGAAAGAAAUGCCCCGUGUUGACAUGAAAAAAGAAUUCCCGAAUUUAAAUGAGACAGAGAAACAUUUCGUCCGGAAAAUAGAAAAUAUGAAUCUUGAGCGAGCAGGUCGUCUCACAAAAAUGAGAAGUCGUAACAAACUAACUGGAGCUCUUAUUGCCGGCGCUGUUUUGGGAAUAUGUAUCCUUUUAUCACUCAGCCCGAUCGCUGUUUAA